Molecule: messenger RNA, 860 nt
Organism: Onychostoma macrolepis
Lineage: Eukaryota; Metazoa; Chordata; Actinopteri; Cypriniformes; Cyprinidae
Product: basic proline-rich protein-like
Exons: 3
Coding region: 1-774 (257 amino acids)
Source: RefSeq, a predicted model, not a curated record
AUGGAUAUCUGGAUAUCACCCAGCUGUAAACACAUCCCUAAAAUAGGAACACUUCCAAAAUUCACAUCUAACUGUCACACCCCUGGACUCAUUUCUCCACGUCUCUCUCGUUCCUCCCAGCGAAUUGUGACAGAAGACACGACCCAGUUUCCCUCGACUCCGCCUCCAGCCUCCGAGACCCGGACUCCGCCUCGGCACGUUAACCCUUCGACUCCACCAUGGCUCCUAGCUCCCUCCUCUCCGCCGUGGCCCGGUAGUCCACUAGCUCCACCGGGCUCCCUUGUCCUUCCGGCUCCGCCUUGGUCUGGCGUCGACCAUCCUGCACCUCGGGACUCCACUCCUCUGGCUUUGCCUCGUCCCUUCGUCCCUCCGGCUCCUUCAGGCUCCUUCAUCCCCUCGCCUCCUCCUCUCUUCUCUGUCGCUCUGGCUCCCUGCGGCCUCUCGUAUCCACGCCUCUGCGUCAGUCGCAGGCACCAUCUGCUCCGCCUAGGGCCCCCGGAUCCUCCCCGUCACCCUUGCUCUGCGGCUCUCCGUCUCAGCCUCGGGCUCCUCCUCCACCUGCUCCUCGGCGGCCACUCCUCCUCCAUGGCUCCUCCCCCCAUCAUGGCUGUGGCCUGGGUACUGCUGGGCGCCUCCUGCUCUGGAUCCCUCCUGUCUCCUCCCUGGCUCCUCCCUCCUUCGUCACCUCCCUGGCCUCUGUCAGCCGGCCCCCUCCCAGGUGUCCGUCCUCCUCCUGAGCCUCCGCCUUUGUUUUUCCCCUGGGCUCUCCACUGACGAUCAGGGCUGCAGACAUCAUCUCUUGGUGCUGAUCCACCAUCUCAUCGGAUACGGACUGAGAAACAGAAUAAGAAAGAAACAGA